CCAGUCACUAGGGAGGACUAUGCAGAACUUGUCAUAGGAUUACAGCGAGUUAUAGAGCUUUCAUCAAAUCCAUAGAGAUGGGAAACCAAGCAGCUAAAUUCGAACCAACAACCUCCGCGAAUUUAUCCCCGGGGUUUCCAUAGAAUCCAGAAACGGCUGGCGGGCUUCUUUCGCCUCUGGUGAAGAUUAGCUGCGCUAUCAACUAAUGUCUUCCCGUAAACCAAUCUGUCACGCAUGCAGAAGACGACAGCGAGGUUGCAUAUGGCCAACAAAGGCUGCAACAGUAUGUGUUCGCUGCACGAAGCUCAACCUGAAAUGCAUUCCGUCAGAAGAAAUCUACGAUAGUGACAACGACGAUGACAUCCUACCGAAAGAGUUUGCUGUAAAGGCAAUAAAAUACUGGAGCCAUCAGAUCGAUCAGUUGGAAACCGACAUGCAGAGAUUAGAACACACCACCCAAAAUCUUUCAAAGCUUACUAGUAGUGGUGGUAGCUACGACGAUCACACUCAUCACCGUAACGACGACGGCAACGACAUCAGCGACGACGUGAAGAAGGCUAGUGCCGACAACAACAAUUUAGCAACAAAGGCAACCAUGGAGAAUUACAAAGGCUUAGUUUCAAGGCAACCACCGAAGCAGUUCGAAUGGAAGCUGAGCAUCAGAGACGGACUACUCAAGCUACAUUCCAAAGUCGACACCAUCGAAGAGCUUUUACAAUACAGUCACGCCUUUCUCGAAUAUCUCGCGCCGUUUGAAGGGGUAUUUCAAAAGUCGAUAAUCAAUCUCGACAGCAUGUCGUAUAACAUACUUAUACGUACGUUUCGUAUAAUUUUUCGGUUGAACGAAACAAAAGGACGGUCUCCAUCAUCAUCAUUAUCGUCGCACCUUUCACUCAGGCGCGUACAACAACAGACAAUACCGCAACUACAAUCAUACUUACAUAGGCACUAUCAAUUCAUCAUUGACCACCUUAUCAACACAUACUGCGAACGCGAAAACUCACGACGAAUUUUCCUACAUAUACCCGCUUUUCGCGAACAUUAUCGUAAACUAAAAGACCCACUUACUUGUCCGAUUACGCUGGCCGUAUGCAUUCAUACCCUUUGCACCUCGAAACGAAUUAUCACUCAUUCUGCUACGGAACUACGCGAACUAGCCGAUUACCUUUAUGCGAAAUGCAAAAAGAUCCUUUACGAUAUGUUUGAUGAUCCAGCACGUAAAAUAGAGACGAUCGUUGUCAUAAACUUUCUACAACAUUUUAUGAUAUUUGUACUUUUACGAUUCAAUGAAGCGCGACGAUGGAGCACUGUUGCAUACAGUCUCUGCAAAGACCUCGAGAGUGACCUUCAUCAGAAAACACAACGACAACAACACAAUGCCUGUCUACCAUUAGACAUGCAAAAGAUUCUGCUACAGCGCCAUUUUUUCUAUAUUGAAAACAUGCUUCAGCUGCUAUCUUUUAUGCUUGAUACGAAAAUGUUUGGUCAAGGUCUUGUCAAACUGGAUAUGAAGGUCGCCUAUUUGGAAGUUAUGCCUGGAGAGGACACGACUACUAGUGUGUUGAUUGAAGCACACAAUCGCUUACUGCAGCUCUCUACGAGUCCUUAUAUGGCAGCCAUUACAACCCAGAUGAAAAAUAUUGCUGAUUCGACAAGCAACCCUGAGCGUUUUAUCGAUAUUCUUGUUCGGCUGGAUACUACUAUUCGAGACUGGUGGAGCGAACUCCCUGCAUGCUUGCGGCUAUGUGACGAUUUAUAUGCAGAGGAUGCAGAGGCUGCAAUUGAACAGAACAAUUCAGUAGCCAAGGCAAUCGUAUUUUCAUUCGUCCAUUCAAUCCUAUUCCGGAUAUACGCAUUUGUACUGGAUCUGGAUAUCGAGGCAGCAUCUAAUGAUGAUGAUAACAGCAUAGUUGGGGACGGCGGAAAUACUUGUCAGGAUGAAAAGAAGCUGUUAUUUAAUCGGGCGAAAUCUAGUGCUACAGUACGAUCUUGUGAAUUGGUGCUUCGUACAGUGACGCGGAUGUUUACUUUGCAUGAAGACGUAUUACCAUUCAUGUUUGAAUUCAUCUCAAGAGCAAUAUAUACAUUGCUCAGUGUAUCGUUUUGCUCAAAAAAACAUCUCUCGUCGGAUCUACGCGAGAAGUUCUUCGAAUGUUUCGACGUCAUCUGCAAUGCGUUUCCCCCGGACAAUAUAGUCCCGCCAUCGAUAUCGCCACUUCACUUGUAUAUAAAGACGUAUCAGAUGGAUGACACCGAUAUUUACCAAAAGUACCCUCUCCCUGGAUAUGCUCUGCUUGCGGAUCUGGUCAACACGAGUUGUGCAUACCUCAAAUCUGAUUACUUUCAAUCAUUCCAAGAGCCAUUAAAUACCUAUUUAAAGGCAUAUACAUGUUCUGCCUUGUAUGGAAAUUUCUGCUUUAUGGAAUGAAUAAACCGUCAUU
Messenger RNA from Zychaea mexicana, 2441 nucleotides. RefSeq lists its product as uncharacterized. The record is from RefSeq and is a predicted model, not a curated record. NCBI's taxonomy places the organism in Eukaryota, Fungi, Mucoromycota, Mucoromycetes, Mucorales, Lichtheimiaceae. The coding region runs from base 206 to 2428 and encodes 740 amino acids. The transcript is spliced from 5 exons.